GUUCAACCGCGGCAGUAUAUUACUCCACGCUCGUGUCCCUUGAAAAGAUAAAAGAUGUAUCAAAGUUAAGAUAAUAUACGAGCCUCUUUCAGACUGGGAUAUUUAAAAAUAACUAGUGAUUAAAAUAAUUAGAUACAUUUAAGGACAGAUUUCACGCUCCUUUUUAAACAUUACUUCACUAUUUUGUUACUUCUUUUUAUCUAAUAAAUAACAAUAAUGAAACGAUUAGAUUUUCACACUGCGGAUUAUGUUGUUAUGGUGAUCUUUGUUGUUAUAUCUUCUGCGAUCGGAAUUUACUACGGCUUUUACAAGAAGCAGAGGACCACGGAAGAGUACAUUCUUGGCAAUCGGCAGAUACAUUUUGUUCCAGUUGCACUGUCGUUGGCAGUAACUUUUCAAUCCGCAGUUUCUAUAAUUGGAUAUCCAAGCGAAAUUUAUCUGUAUAGCACUAUGGUGGUUUAUACGAUCUUUGGGCUGACUAUUGCAUAUCUUAUACAGGCAUUUUUCAUCGUGCCUUUGAUGCAUCCACUGAGGCUGACCAGCGCAUACGAGUAUUUACGGAGGCGUUUCCAGUCAAGAGCAGUGCAACUACUCGGCAUGACAAUGGGCAUACUGCAAACGCUUCUAUAUGUCAGCAUUGUCCUGUACUCCCCAGCACUUGCGCUAGAAGCAGUUGCUGGACUCCCUGUAUGGUUAUCUAUUGUAAUAAUAGGACUAAUAGGAACUGUUUACACCGCUAUUGGAGGAAUGAGAACCGUGGUCUGGACUGAUACAUUCCAGUUUGUUAUGAUCUAUGGUGGUCUGGCUGUUAUCCUUAUACUGAGUGUAAAAGAAAUAGGAAGCUUAUCAAAAGUUUUCGAAUUGUCGUCGAAAGGUGGUCGGAUUAAAUUUGAUGAAAUAAACCCAGAUCCACGUGUACGUCAUACAGUGUGGGGAUGUGUUAUCGGUGCUACGUUUAACAUGCUUCCAAAUUGUUGUAGCCAGUCGGCAAUACAGAGGAUUUCUUCCAUAGAAAGAGCUAAGGAUGCGAAGAAUGCAACCCUUCUGAAUAUACCACUGGCGAUAACCUUCGCUUGCAUACUUGCAUUGACUGGGCUGGUUCUUUAUGCAUACUUUGUUAUAAAAGCAUGUGAUCCUUUGGCUGGUGAUCAAGUGUCAAAUCCGAAUCAGUUGAUGAUAUAUUUCGUCUUGAAUGCGUUAAGCGAUGUACCAGGACUUGCUGGGAUAUUUCUUGCAGCGGUUUUCAGCGGAGCUUUAAGUACCUUGUCUUCGGGUAUAAACUCAAUGGCUACAAACGCUCUACAGGAUAUCCUGUCUGGUUACUUACAGGAGGCUCAACAGAUUAAAAAGACAUUCAUUUUAAAGUUAUUAGUGCUAGUAUCCGGCAUUUUGACUGUUACAUUAGCGUAUCUAUCACAGUAUUUGACAGGUCCAGUGACACAGAUGUGCAGUACAGCUUUUGGUGCAGCCGGUGGUCCAAUUGUUGGUAUAUUUUUCCUCGGUGCUGUUUUUCCACAGGCUAACAAAAAUGGUGCUUUCGUAGGGGGAAUGUGUGGAAUUGCUAUCAAUAUGUGGAUUGCUCUUGGCUCCUUUUUAUAUGGAAAUAAAGCUCCGCUGUCACCUCCAGUCACUACAUCCGGGUGUUACCAAAAUGAAACGGACUUAACUCAGCUGAAUUUAACACUACCAACCGGAGGUUCAACAUUUGAUAUAUCUUCGGCUCGUUACGGGAAUAAUACUACAACUAUGGAUUUGCUCAAUGUUCAUCACAGUGUGAGUAACAAUCAUCUUGCCAUCUAUGAUUUGUCUUAUAUUUGGCUUGGAUUCAUAGGAUUUCUGAUUGUUAUAAUCACUGGCUUGGCUGUCAGUUUUAUUACAGGUAAAGAUAAAGAAUUUCCCACGGAACCGAUGUACAUCUUUCCUAUUUUACGACGUGUUUGGUCAUUUGAUGAAUCAACUGUACAUGGACAGCCAAGAACUGAAUACUGUUUAGUUCCAACUGACAAAGAAAUGAAAGUGAUUGAUUCCAAGAAGAAAAGCAUAGUAGAACCAACUAAUUGAAUUGCAAAGAAAACAAUGUGUAAUGGAAUACCAUAAGUGAUUUGUUUUUAGAAAAAUAAAUAAUAUGCAUACAUUCGUCAAAAGGCAAAAUAUUGUGUCAUUCAAGCGUCUAUAAUAAAUAUCUUGGA
Messenger RNA from Mercenaria mercenaria, 2189 nucleotides. RefSeq names its product sodium-dependent multivitamin transporter-like. The transcript is spliced from 15 exons. Bases 217 to 2061 code for a protein of 614 amino acids. Lineage: Eukaryota; Metazoa; Mollusca; Bivalvia; Venerida; Veneridae. Gene Ontology annotation, molecular function: symporter activity. The record is from RefSeq and is a predicted model, not a curated record. Gene Ontology annotation, biological process: transmembrane transport; sodium ion transport. Gene Ontology annotation, cellular component: membrane.